Molecule: messenger RNA, 1464 nt
Organism: Exophiala aquamarina CBS 119918
Lineage: Eukaryota; Fungi; Ascomycota; Eurotiomycetes; Chaetothyriales; Herpotrichiellaceae
Exons: 9
Coding region: 1-1464 (487 amino acids)
Biological process (GO): carbohydrate transport; transmembrane transport
Cellular component (GO): membrane
Molecular function (GO): carbohydrate:proton symporter activity
Source: RefSeq, a predicted model, not a curated record
AUGGUUUUCGAUACCCUCUUCAAGCGCACCCUCGGCAUAGCCAUGUUUGCUGCCAUUGGGACGUUCCUGGUCGGUUUCGAUACCGGUAUAGCGACUACCACUAUUGCGCACAAAAGCUGGGUUGCCUACUUUGGUCAUCCUUCUGCUGGAAUGAUUGGCGCGGUGGUUUCCCUGUACAUUGCCGGAAAUGUCAUUGGAUCAAUUCUGGCGUCCGUCCUGGGCGAUAGACUGGGACGAAUUCGAUUCAUGGAGGUGAUGUGUGUCUUCGCCACUGUGGGGACCAUCAUACAGACAGCAGCGGUCAGCCUUGGUAUGUUUCUGCUCGGUCGCGUCCUUGCCGGCAUUGCAGUUGGUGGUUUCACAUCUACGGUUCCAAUCUACCUGAGCGAAAUUUCGUCUCCAGCAAAUCGCGGUCUUAUUGGCGGUAUCGCUGGCUGCGGUAUAACCUUCGGAAACUUCUUGUCAAACUGGGUCGGCUUUGCCUGCAGCUAUGCACCCUAUGGCCCCGUCCAAUGGCGGGUACCUCUCAGUAUACAGAUCCCUUGGGGUGUUGUCCUCAUUUGGGGUCUUUUUACAUUUAUGCCACAAUCUCCGCGUGAACUGGUAAAUAAGGGGCAGGUCGAAGCUGGACGCGAGGCAUUUACGAAGCUUCGCACCGACCUUGCCAGCCAAGACGCCAUCUAUCAAGAGUUUGACUUGAUGUGCCGCCAGAUCGAUUUCGAGCUCCAUCGACGGAUGCCUUGGCAUGAAAGCUUUAAGACUUUCAGACACCGUAUUCUUAUUAGUAUUUGUACGGUGUCUAUCACUAGUCUUUGCGGAUUUAAUGUGAUUGCGUACUAUCAAUCUAUUCUCUACGCUUCUCUUGGGAUCCAGAGCCAUAUGAUCCUUGCGCUGGCCGGGAUUUAUGGUACUAUCGCCUUCCUUGUCAAUGUGCUUACCACUAUCUUUUUGACCGACCAGUGGGGACGGAGGAGGAUGAUAUUGUGCGGUGUUGGGGGCAUUAUACUAGUUGAAAUCUACUUAGCUGUCAUGCAGCGUGAGUUUGGUAAUUCCCACAAUAGCGUCGGCAAAGGCUUUGCUGUGGCCGGUAUAUAUAUGUUUUGUGUACUCUACGGCGGUAUGCUGAACAGUACCACGUGGCUCUAUGCUGCCGAAGUCUUACCCACUUCCCUGCGGGCAAGAAUUGUAGGCAUGGGCUGUAUGACACAUUUCAUCCUCAAUAUCGCGCUCACCGAAGCGGGUCCGACUGCUUUCGCCAAUAUCCACGAAAAUUACUACUACGUCUUCGUCGGAUGCAGUACUGUGUUCCUGAUGCUCGGUUACUUCUAUUUGCCCGAAACGAAGCAAAAGACCCUGGAAGAUAUUGCAGCCGCUUUUGGCGAUAAUGUCGUGGAAGCCAAUACAGUCGACGCUACCGUCGAAAACGUACGAGGAGAAAAGGAAGUCGUGGCAUUCUUUGAUUAA